Molecule: messenger RNA, 3463 nt
Organism: Salvelinus sp. IW2-2015
Lineage: Eukaryota; Metazoa; Chordata; Actinopteri; Salmoniformes; Salmonidae
Gene: hspa4l
Product: heat shock protein 4 like
Biological process (GO): protein folding
Cellular component (GO): cytosol; nucleus
Molecular function (GO): ATP-dependent protein folding chaperone; ATP binding
Source: RefSeq, a predicted model, not a curated record
GGUACUGUAGCCAUAUAGAGGCUGAGAGAAUCCUGUGGACAUCCUUGCUCACUGGGAUUAGGUUGAAUGAGUUGACUAUAAACAGUUUGUUUUACAUAACAGCUAGUAAUUGAGUCAGCACUGUGUAAACUAACUCUAAAAUAGAUGCUGAAAACGAAAGGCAUAAUUUAAAAUAGCCUACAGUCACGCAUAGUGGAGUAUUUUAUUUUUCUAAUCGGAUAGGUGUCAAUUGUCAGUCGUUACGUAGAAUAGCGCAAGCUAACAGCUACGUUCAUUAUGUCAGUAGUAGGUAUUGAUGUGGGUUUCCAAAAUUGUUACAUCGCUGUUGCCAGAAGCGGCGGCAUUGAAACCAUUGCCAAUGAAUACAGUGACAGAUGUACGCCGGCUUGGGUGUCUCUGGCCUCCAAAAACCGCACCAUUGGAAAUGCAGCCAAGGGUCAAAUUAUAACAAACUUCAAAAACACAGUCCAUGGCUUCAAGAAGUUCCAUGGCAGAGCGUUCGAUGACCCAUAUGUCCAGGGGGAGAAACCCAAGUUGCCUUACAGCUUGCACAAGCUGGCCAGUGGCAACACUGGAAUCAAGGUGCGUUACCUGGAUGAGGACAAAGUAUUCACAAUUGAGCAGGUAACAGCAAUGCUGCUGACCAAGCUGAAGGAAACUUCGGAGAGCGCCCUCAAGAAGCCAGUUGUGGACUGUGUGAUCUCUGUCCCAAGUUUUUUCACCGAUGCAGAGAGGAGGUCUGUGAUGGAUGCCACCCAAAUUGCAGGGUUGAACUGUCUGCGUCUGAUCAAUGACACCACGGCAGUGGCCCUGGCUUAUGGGAUCUACAAACAGGACCUGCCCACCCCUGAAGAGAAGCCACGCAAUGUGGUGUUCGUGGACCUGGGACAUUCAUCAUUCCAGGUCUCCAUAUCAGCCUUUAACAAAGGCAAACUCAAGGUCCUGGCAACAGCCUUUGACCCCUACCUGGGUGGGCGUAACUUUGAUGAGGCACUUGUGGAUAACUUCUGCGAGGAAUUCAAGGCAAGGUACAAGCUCAACGUGAGGGAGAACCCCAGGGCUAUUCUGCGGCUGUCUCAGGAAUGUGAGAAACUGAAGAAGUUGAUGAGCGCCAAUUGCUCUGACCUUCCCAUUAACAUCGAGUGCUUCAUGAAUGACAUUGAUGUGACAGGCAAGAUGAACAGAGUCCAGUUUGAAGAACUGUGUGCACCCUUUUUGAUGAGAGUAGAGGCACCAUUGAAAGCAGUUAUGGAACAAUCAAAGCUGAGCCGGGAUGAGAUCUAUGCAGUGGAGGUGGUAGGAGGAGCCACCAGGAUCCCUUCCAUUAAAGAGAAGAUCUCCAAGUUCUUUGGCAAAGAUGUCAGCACCACACUCAAUGCAGAUGAGGCUGUGGCACGUGGCUGUGCUCUUCAGUGUGCAAUUAUGUCCCCAGCGUUUAAGGUGCGUGAAUUCUCUAUCACUGAUGUGGUUCCCUUUCCCAUCACCCUGCGUUGGAAGUCCCCCACAGAAGAUGGAGUUGGAGAAUGUGAGGUGUACAGUAAGAACCAUGCAGCACCCUUCUCCAAAGUCAUUACCUUCCACAAGAAGGAGCCCUUUGACUUGGAAGCAUUCUACAGCCUCCCACAGGAGCUGCCUUACCCGGACAUCAGGAUAGGGCGUUUUUCUGUUCAGAAUGUGGUUCCCCAGCCUGAUGGAGAGAGCUCCAAAGUGAAGGUCAAAGUGCGUGUCAACGUGCAUGGCAUCUUCAGUGUUUCCAGUGCCUCCCUGAUCGAGAAGCAGAAGGGUGAAGGAGAGGAUGUUCAGAUGGACAUGGAACCCACUGUGCAGAAUGAAGGAAGGCCAGAGGACCAGACUAAAAUGCAGGUGGACCAGGAGAGUCAAGGCCAGGGGGACCAGCAGAAUGAGGAUGUCAGUUCCUGCAGUAAGGAGAGAGUCCCUGAUGAGAAGCAGGACCCAGCAGCAGGGGGAAGCAAGCCCAAAGUCAAAGUGAAAAGCACUGACCUUCCCAUCCUGGCCAACAUCAUCAGACAGCUGGACAGGGGGGUCCUCAAUGACUUUGUGGAGUAUGAGAGCCAGAUGAUCGUCCAGGACAAGCUGGAGAAAGAGAGGAAUGAUGCUAAGAAUGCUGUGGAGGAGUAUGUGUACGACCUGCGGGACAAACUGUGUGGCAUCUAUGAGAAGUACACCACUGAGGAGGACAGUAAUCGUCUGACAAUGAUGCUCGAAGACACAGAGAACUGGCUUUAUGAGGAGGGAGAGGACCAAGACAAACAGGUCUAUGUGGAUAAGCUGGAAGAUCUCAAGAGGUUUGGCCAGCCCAUUCAGGACAGGCACAGGGAGCAGGAGGACAGGCCGAGAGCAUUUGAAGAAAUGGGCAAGAAGAUCCAACUCUAUAUGAAGGCUGUGGAGCUUUACAAACAGAAGGAUGAACGUUACCAGCAUCUGAAUGCUGAGGAGAUGAGCAACGUGGAGAAGUGUGUAAAUGAAAGCAUGGGCUGGAUGAACAGCAAGAUGAACGCCCAGAGCCAACUCACAAUCGCCCAGGGCCCAGUAGUCAAAGUAGCAGACAUAAUUUCCAAAAUACAGGAACUGGAUGAAGUAUGCAACCCAGUGGUCAACCGGCCGAAGCCCAAAGCAGAGGAUGUGUCAGAGGAGAACUACAAGAGCAACGGGGCCCAUAACGGCCCAAGGCAAGGAGCUGACGGGAAGGGAGAGGCAAAGGGAAGCAACCAGACAAAGCCUCCCUCAGGAGAGAUGGAGAUUGACUGAGCCCCUCUCUGCCAAACAAGCUCUGCUGCCAUUACUCUAGCUCCCAUCAGAGCAGGUCUACCCAAACAUACAUAGUAUAUCAAGGAACCAUUUUUCCAUGUCCACCACCACUCAGUGGGCUGUUUUGUGCAUUUGUAUUUAGAGUCCCCCUGUUUGAUUUUUACCUCCUUCUUGAGUGGUUAGACAAGACCAUAUAUAGUCAUUAACUGUAAGAUUAGAUAGAUUAAAACAAUGCAGGCUCUCCCAAAAGUUGUUUUUCUAAACCAUACGUGUUUGCAUUUCAAAAGUCCCAUAAGCAGAUCUCUAAGGUGACUCUUAUUGCACAUAACCUUGUAGUGGAACAUAAGUAGAAUUACUGUCUGAACAAACGCUAAGGCUGAUUAAACUAUUAGUAAACUGUGUAUGCAAUAAUACAUAUUAUAUAUAUUUGUAUUUAAUAUAUUAAUUUGAAAAGAUGUCUGUAUGUCUAGAUUCUGUAAAUAUUAUUUUAGUAAUUUAAACUGGCCAGUGCAUAUAGUUGUGUAUAGGAUACAUUCCUAGUGUUGAAAUGGGUGACACACCACAACUGUCAAGUAGCAAGACAAGAGAGCAAGGUGCUGCCUAUUCUUUUACUUGUUUUCAUGCAUUUCCAUAUUUGAAUCAUGAGAUUUUAAAACGGCAAGUAAUAAAUGCAUUAUUUUGUCUUUAGACAAAC